CACCCCAGUCUUCGAAUCACUGUCCCCAAUUCCCUUUUCUUUGCAUCCGCAGGCCGGCUUUUUUCUGUUCAUUUCUUUCUUGAAGCGACGUCCCGACAACCCCAUCAUCAGCUUUUCUCAAAACCAACCCAGUCUGAGGAAAAAUGAGCAGUGACGGAAAUGAAAAUGGAGCUGAAACAUCUCCACAAAGGCGAGCUCCACGUCUGAAUGAGCGAAUACUCUCAUCUUUGUCAAGGAGAUCGGUGGCUGCUCAUCCUUGGCACGAUCUUGAGAUCGGGCCCGGGGCUCCUCAAAUUUUCAACGUUGUUAUUGAGAUAACAAAGGGAAGCAAAGUCAAGUACGAACUUGACAAGAAAACUGGUCUGAUCAAGGUGGAUCGUAUCUUGUAUUCAUCAGUGGUCUAUCCUCACAACUAUGGCUUCAUUCCGAGAACGCUGUGUGAAGAUAAUGAUCCAAUGGAUGUAUUAGUUCUAAUGCAGGAACCUGUUCUCCCUGGUUGCUUUCUUCGAGCAAGGGCCGUGGGCCUGAUGCCCAUGAUUGAUCAGGGAGAGAAGGAUGAUAAGAUUAUUGCAGUAUGUGCUGAUGAUCCAGAGUAUCGGCACUACACAGAUAUCAAUCAGCUUCCCCCCCAUCGUCUUGCUGAAAUCCGUCGAUUUUUUGAGGACUACAAGAAGAAUGAGAACAAGGAGGUUGCAGUGAAUGAGUUUCUGCCUGCUGCUACAGCUGUUGAUGCCAUGCAAUACUCCAUGGACCUCUAUGCUGAGUACAUACUGCAAACAUUGAGGAAGUAGAUGAAAUAGCAUGGCGUUCUUCACUACUUCUCCGUACUGCUAAUGCCUGAAGCAAAAGGCAUGGUAUCCUCAAUUUGAGAGGAUAUAGGAUAUUUGAUUUUCAACUAUGUAGACAUUUGAUUUGUUUCAAUGUUAGACGAACUGAACAUAAUAUUCGGGUUGGUUUAUUUUGUUUGAACUCUGAAUGUUAUUUUGAAGUUUAAAGUUUGCGAUUGUUAAACGAGGAGCUGAGUUUUACACCGUUUACAUGCCGACUUUGGUACUC
Coffea eugenioides is the source of this 1056-nucleotide messenger RNA. Its product is annotated as soluble inorganic pyrophosphatase PPA1. The record is from RefSeq and is a predicted model, not a curated record. NCBI's taxonomy places the organism in Eukaryota, Viridiplantae, Streptophyta, Magnoliopsida, Gentianales, Rubiaceae. Gene Ontology annotation, cellular component: cytoplasm. Gene Ontology annotation, molecular function: inorganic diphosphate phosphatase activity; magnesium ion binding. The transcript has 9 exons. The coding region runs from base 144 to 791 and encodes 215 amino acids. Gene Ontology annotation, biological process: phosphate-containing compound metabolic process.